Molecule: messenger RNA, 843 nt
Organism: Eutrema salsugineum
Lineage: Eukaryota; Viridiplantae; Streptophyta; Magnoliopsida; Brassicales; Brassicaceae
Product: ubiquitin-conjugating enzyme E2-17 kDa
Exons: 5
Coding region: 109-555 (148 amino acids)
Biological process (GO): protein polyubiquitination
Cellular component (GO): nucleus
Molecular function (GO): ubiquitin conjugating enzyme activity
Source: RefSeq, a predicted model, not a curated record
AAAGCGUAUCGACUGCUUAACUUCAUCUUCGAAACAACCCCUUGAGAUUUCCGAAGAUCAAUUCAAAACCCUAAAAGAAAGCUAGCUGCAGCGAGGACAAUUGUAGAUAUGGCUUCGAAAAGAAUUAACAAGGAGCUUAGGGACCUGCAAAGGGAUCCUCCAGUCUCAUGCAGUGCCGGUCCUGUGGGUGAUGAUAUGUUCCACUGGCAAGCAACAAUUAUGGGUCCAACAGAUAGCCCAUUCGCCGGAGGUGUAUUUCUUGUUUCCAUUCACUUCCCACCGGAUUACCCCUUCAAGCCACCAAAGGUUUCUUUCCGCACCAAGGUUUAUCACCCGAAUAUCAACAGUAAUGGGAGUAUCUGUCUUGACAUUCUGAAAGAGCAGUGGAGCCCUGCACUUACCAUAUCCAAGGUUCUUCUGUCGAUAUGCUCACUGCUGACAGAUCCAAACCCUGAUGAUCCUCUGGUUCCUGAAAUAGCUCACAUGUACAAGACAGACCGCAGCAAGUACGAGACCACUGCCCGAUCCUGGACCCAGAAGUAUGCAAUGGGAUGAUGGAUGGAUUGGCAGUAAUACCCGGCACCAGUACAUUGCAUAUGCGCAUUGUCUAAGAAUAGGAGAAAAUAAGAAAAACCUGAGCGUGGCUCUUGCUUGGUUACUUUUUUACUUUUUAUUAGUUUCAUAUCUUAAGCCGUGUGUGGUGUGUUGGGUGUGUACAUGAUCGUUAUUAUGCCUUAUUGACACAUUUGAGAUCUUCUAAUGCUUUUGGCCAAUGAUUGGCUAUUAUUAUGAGUCACUCUCUUGCUAGUGUUGAAGAAUACACAAGUUUGCAGAUUUGUUAUA